Messenger RNA from Cyanistes caeruleus (blue tit), 856 nucleotides. NCBI's taxonomy places the organism in Eukaryota, Metazoa, Chordata, Aves, Passeriformes, Paridae. The record is from RefSeq and is a predicted model, not a curated record.
CAGCCUCGAAUUCCCACCUGUGAUGUAAAUUGCAGCCUCACCACAUCUGAUGUUGUUGCACCAAAUUUUGUUUUCUGUGCAUAAGCCACUAAUCUGUGAAUCCUUACAAACUGCACCUUCUCAUUCUCUGUGGAGCACAGAAAUGAAUAUAUAAGAGUUCAGUGUAUGCUCUUACCUGUGGGAGUCUGUAAACUGUUCCUGAAGAAUGGACAUAGAAUACUUGCUGUGGUUGCACUGAUGUAACAUGAUGAAUCAACUAACUGGCGAUGACAUGAUGGAAUUCACGUUUUCUCAAGAAAAGCUGCGGAUCUUGGAUCAGUACCGUUGACGAUAUCUCCUGAUUGCAACACCCAAAGCAGGGUCCUGUAACGAAUUUGUCACAAGAAGCAUAAAAUGGAUCUCAAAGAGAGCUGCCCAAGCGUUAGCAUUCCCAGCUCUGAUGAACACAGAGAGAAGAAAAAGAGAUUUACUGUUUACAAAGUGUUGGUCUCUGUUGGCAGAAAUGAGUGGUUUGUCUUUCGACGGUAUGCAGAGUUUGAUAAACUCUACAAUACGCUAAAGAAGCAAUUUCCCACCAUGAACCUGAAGAUUCCAGCUAAAAGAAUAUUUGGAGAUAAUUUUGAUCCUGAUUUUAUUAAACAGAGAAGAGCAGGACUGAAUGAAUUCAUUCAAAAUUUAGUUAGACAGCCAGAGCUAUGCAACCAGUAAGUAGUUUCAUUUCUGUUUUAUAAGGGCUGUUGAAAAGACAUGAGAUGAAAAGAUAUAUUAAAUACAAAAUUGAAAAUUAGUUAUUUAACCAUAAAGUGUAUUUUAACUGUUCAGAGCUCUUCAGUAUAAAAAAACCAAACUUUAUAUU